GCCAGGCCGCACCGCACCGCACCUCACCACACGGCGCCGCGACGCCGCCCCCGAGCUGUGAUGACGCAGGCUACGGCGGCGACGCCGGCGCCCUCCGCCGCCUCGCGCGCCACACAGAUGUAGACGCCGCUACUGGCUUCCUUCUGCGACUUGGCGAAGGUAAGAGCGACCGCGUGGCGUCGCCCUUGCUGUGCUGCGCGCACGUGGGCCUGACUCGCGUUCGGCAAGGGCAGCAGUCGUGUUGGUUUCUAAGCCCGCAGCCAUCACCGCACGUCUUGCAACUGGCGCGACUCUGCCGCAUGCCUGUUUAUGCCGUAUGUGGACAUCAUUAUUCGGAGCCUGUUCGUAUGUCGGGAAGCGGCCGGAGUGUAGAGAGGAUGAGUGCGCUGCGCCCCGCCACGGCGGCGGCGGCGCUGCUGCUGGCGGUGGCGCUGGCUGUGCUGGUGGGGGCUGCGAGCGCAACGCAGGGGCGAGCGCUGCCCGCGGGGGCUGAGGCCAGCCUGCUGUCCGCGCUGGGGCUGCGCUCGCGGCCACGGCCCGACCGCUCUCGCGUCGUCGUGCCGCCCGCCAUGCUCGAGCUCUGGCGGACGCGCUUCGAGGCUCAGCAGCAGCACGCCAAGCAACCCCGGCGCCACGUCGUUCCCGCGCACGGCGCCAAUACCGUCCGCAGUUUUACGCACCGAGAAUCUGAUGCGGACGCAGAGUUCGAGGGGCAUCAUCGCUUUCGUCUUCACUUCGACGUGAAGAGCAUUCCCGAGUCCGAGCUGCUGCAGGCAGCCGAGCUGCGGCUGGCGCGCGACGCCAUCGACACCGGCCGCGGCCGCCGGCGCUUGCGCGUGCUGGUGCACGAUGUGGUGCGCCGCGGCGCCCGAGAUGUGCCCCUCACGCGCCUCGUCGACUCGCGCGUGGUCGGCACAGGCUCCAACGAAUCGCUGGCGCUCGACGUGCUGCCGGCGGUGCGCAGGUGGCGCGAGGAUCCGCGCCACAACCACGGCUUGCUGGUGGAGGUGCUGGCUGCGGACCAGUACGCAAAGCAGCAACCGACGACACCGGUACCUCAUCACGUGCGGCUGCGUCGUGCCGCCGAUGAGGACGACUCCCGGUGGCUGCAACGGCAGCCUGUACUGCUCGCUUACACCGACGACAAGCGCGGACCUCAGAGACGUUCCAAGCGCAACGGCGCGCCCCCCAGCCGCAAGUCGAAGCGGAAGGACCAACGUUCGACAUGUCGCCGUCACCCGCUCUACGUGGAUUUCCGCGAAGUCGGUUGGGACGACUGGAUUGUAGCACCGCCAGGCUACGAAGCGUGGUAUUGUCACGGUGACUGUCCGUUCCCACUGUCAGCUCACAUGAACUCUACGAACCACGCCGUCGUACAGACUUUGAUGAAUUCGAUGAACCCUGGCCUCGUGCCGAAAGCGUGCUGUGUACCGACGCAGCUCACGUCCAUCUCUAUGCUUUAUUUAGAUGAAGAGUCCAAAGUGGUGCUUAAGAACUACCACGAGAUGGCAGUGGUUGGGUGUGGCUGUCGGUAGGACGUGAGUAUCUCCGUUUUAAUCUCUGGACCGUGGUGCAUUUCAUUCCCCACAUUCGCAGGCUGUGCCAUUUUGUAAUGUUAGAUGUAGUUUGACCGUCAAUUGUGCCUCGACAAACUCGCUGUGUUACGACGAAAGAAUAUUCAAACGAUACUGCCUAGACAGUGAACAGAUGAACUGAUCGCAAAGUCGUCCAAGAAAUGACAAUAUUGACAAAUGCAGUGAGGUACCUGUUGUGCUGCAAAGCAUUUGACUGAUUAGUACGCUAGAACAUUGCGUUGAACAAAUACAGCACUAGGGAGGCAAUAUAUUCAUUUUUCAGUUAGUCUGGUGUGUGUUUCACAGGGUAAAAGCGACAUUAAACUGAUAUUAUGAAAGAACAAAUAGUGCCUUCUAACUUCACUCAUAGACUACAUGUGCAAUAAAAAGUACACAAUAUAUAUAUAUAAAUAUUAAAUCAUGUGUCAGUACCUGACAAAGUCUGGGGUAAUUUAUUAUUUAAUACAAAACUGUACUAUAAACUUUUAUUUUGUAGGGUCUUACCACUACUGCAUUGAGUCAGGAAAUGAAUCACAAAUGCUCAAAAAAAUUAUUUGUAUUCUUGGCAUUUCUGUACAGUCAAACUUUUAAAAGCAUGAAGCAUGUAUUACCUCUUGUUGUGGCAGUCAUAAACAAAUGUACAAUUACAAUAUCAAUUGGCAUUUCUUCAAAAUUCUGAUGUUACUGAUAUUGAUAAAUUUCUUUUUUUCACCAUGUUUCAUUACUUUUGUGUCUGACAGACUUAAAGAAACCACAGUUAAAUUAUAGUGUUCUCCUUUCUCAUACACCUACCCCUUCAAAAAGGUCUCUUACAGCAACCUGGAACUGUAGAUAAUGUCAGCAGCAGUUCUGUACAUUGCUAUAAGUUAUCACAUCGUGUAGCAGAAUCUUUAUAGACAUUUGCUGAUUUACUUCAACACUCUGCUCGUAAUAAGCAGACUUAAAUUUGCUGCUUUUAUUCUGUGAUACUGUAUAGAAAAAAAAGCCAACCCUGCAAUUAAAAGAUCGUUGUCCUAAUACAUUGCUCCUUAACAUUGGCACCCUUUUGUACUCCAAUGCAAUAAUCUCAAAUGAGACUGGAGUAUUACAUCAAGCACAAUUUCAGUUUUUGUAAUUUCUGAAAUGAAGAACAUUAAUCCUUCUGUAACUCUUCUUUUCUUAUUACUGUGAUACAAUACAACAUGACAGUUGUUUCUUGCAAUUUUGCUUGAAAAGUCUUAUACCUUUCCCAACUUCCAGCUCUGAAUUCCUUUCUGCCAGAGAUCCUUCCAACUCCCUCUUCACACUCUUUGGGCAUCCUCUUCUUUUAUUAGAUGGAAUAUUCCAUCUGUUCUCACCCAUAUGACAUGCACAAGCAUGUACACACACACUAGUAAUUGUUUAAUUCAACUGUAUCCACUGUAAUGGUGCCAGCUUCAUAUUCUUAGAGAAGUCUAUUUUUAAUUAUAUCCUGUAGUGUUAACCUACAGCAACACCCCCAAAAUCUUAUUUCCAUUGACAGUAAGUUCCUUAUAAUUCUAAGUAAAUAAAUUCCAUUCAGAUUUGUUCUAUUCUACAUGUUAAUCAUGUGCUAUUAUGCUAUUCAAAAGGUUUCCAAAUCUAAAUGGCUACUUUCGUAUCUCAAGCAGUCUGUUUUUUGUUAUAAGAGUUAUCAAAAUAGCAAUAACCUAUGUUUUUUACUAUACUACAUAAAAAUCCAUUUGCAUUUGUGAUACCACUGAUAAUUCCUUAUUUAUUACAAAUAUAUCCCAUACCAACAUCCUUGUAAUGUUUUAAUAAUGCUGGUCUUUACUCAAGGUAAAAUCUACAUUUUAAAUAAUUACAAGUAAUUUAAGUAACAUUUAUUGUCAAAAUGCAGCUUCUCAAAUUGUAACAUUUUUUCAUGAAGAAACCUACCCACUUAUCCUGGAAAUGCAAUGUUGUAACAGAUGCUGGGAAAUUUGCAGUUGUAUGAAGUGUAGAAAGUAUCAAGCAUGUAUAAACAGCAUAAUUAAAUUCUUUGUUUCUGAGCAUAACCCAGAGGAUGUUCUCUUAAGAGUUCUAAAAUACACCUAAUUAUAUUGAGCACUGUAAUAGGAACCUGUACCUGGAUAAGGAAAUCAUAUUUAUUUUCAAUGUGUAUAUUGUACAACAAAAAAUUUUAUACCAAUGCAUGUAACUGAAAAAGUUAUAUCAUUUGUAAGUAUUAAAAUUAUGGAUAUAAAAGUGUGAAUAUAGUCAUUGUAAAUGUUUGUAAAUAUCGAAGUGUACAUAGGAAAAGACAUUUAUAAAAUAUUUCUAUAAAUAAAUGUAUUUUUAUGAUUUUUAUCUUA
Molecule: messenger RNA, 3886 nt
Organism: Schistocerca gregaria
Lineage: Eukaryota; Metazoa; Arthropoda; Insecta; Orthoptera; Acrididae
Gene: dpp
Product: protein decapentaplegic
Exons: 3
Coding region: 300-1535 (411 amino acids)
Biological process (GO): SMAD protein signal transduction; BMP signaling pathway
Cellular component (GO): extracellular region
Molecular function (GO): growth factor activity; cytokine activity
Source: RefSeq, a predicted model, not a curated record